Messenger RNA from Ricinus communis (castor bean), 2053 nucleotides. RefSeq names its product small RNA degrading nuclease 5. Gene Ontology annotation, cellular component: nucleus. Bases 141 to 1859 code for a protein of 572 amino acids. Gene Ontology annotation, molecular function: exonuclease activity; nucleic acid binding. Lineage: Eukaryota; Viridiplantae; Streptophyta; Magnoliopsida; Malpighiales; Euphorbiaceae. The transcript is spliced from 14 exons. The record is from RefSeq and is a predicted model, not a curated record.
UUAUAUUUUCGAUUUUUCCGAAGUUACAAUUUAAAGAAUCUUGCUUUCUGCCAACUGCGAGGCUACCCCCCACCUAUGUGGUACUAUUUAUUCUCUUUGUGAAGAGAAACGGAAGAAGGGAAAGCAAAGAAACAGAAACCAUGCCAUCUCCAUGUCCAUCUCCAAAGCAUGAGAUCCAAGCUGUAUCUUCUUCAAAGGAAGAUGAUUCAACUGAUAAUUGUAACAACAUCACCAACAAUUACUUCGAUAUCUAUGGACCACAAGCAAAAGCUGAAAUUGUUUUUAAGAUGCCAGAAGCUAAUCAAACUUUGAAUUUGGAAGACGUUCAAGGGCUUGUAACCUGGGUGCUUGCUGAAGGGUUCAUGCCGUCAUGGGUAUUUAUUAAGAACAAGCCUCUCAUUCCAAAAGUGGCUAUGCUUUUCAUCCCUGGCCUGGAUGCAUCAUUAUAUUUAUCACACUCUAAGUUACUAGCUAGUUUUAAAGAAUACUGCAGCAAUCCAAGGGCCCUUUUAGCACUGAGCUGUGUAUCAGAUGUAAUGCAAACAGUUGAUGCACUUCUAACAUGCAAGAUGAAGAGAAAGAGAGAUAGAGCUGAUUCAUUUUCAAGGAAAUCUAUGCAGACAUCUGAACAAGGGGAUUUAUCAUCAAUUGAACUCAUGAAAGACCUACCUUUCCCACCGACAUAUUAUACACUUACUACUAAACAACUUGAAGAAAAUGAUUAUCCUAUUAGUCAACCAGGUUUUGUUUCUACCCUUCCUGCACCUUCAGGUUCUUCUGCUUAUGAUAUGCUGGCACUUGAUUGUGAAAUGUGUAUCACGAAGGAGGGCUUUGAGUUGACAAGAGUGACAGUGGUGGAUGUUAAAGGACAGGUUGUACUGGAUAAAUUGGUUAAACCAUCAAACCCUAUCAUUGACUACAAUACCAGGUUUAGUGGAAUUACAUGUGAGAUGCUGAAUGGGGUACCUACAAGCCUUAAAGAUGUUCAGGAAGAUUUCUUAAAGCUGGUUCACAAAGAAACUCUCCUGAUUGGCCACUCCUUGGAAAAUGAUUUGUCAGCUCUAAAAAUCUCUCACGGAUUGGUAAUUGAUACUGCUGUGCUAUACAAGCAUCCCCGAGGUGGAUCUUAUAAAACUGCUCUUAGAGUUCUUGCCAAGAAAUUUCUUUCUAGAGAAAUACAGCAAUCAGGGGAUGGACAUGACAGUAUUGAAGAUGCAAGAGCAGCUAUGGAACUAGCAUUGUUAAAGAUUAAAAAUGGACCUGAUUUUGGUUCUCCUCCAUCAUUUGUACGGAGAAAACUCCUCACUAUUUUAAGUGAGUCUGGUAAAGCCUCCUCUGUUAUUGAUGAUGUUUCCAUAGUGAAGCGGUAUGCUUCUGAGUCAUCUCAUGCAUUUCCUGUGUCUUCUGAUGAUGAUGCACUCUCAAAGGCCCUUAAAGAGGUGAAGAAUGAUCGUGUACACUUUGUCUGGACCCAGCUGUCAGAGUUGAAUUCUUAUUUCAAGAAGCAAGCAGAUGAUGAAGGGAAAGUAAAUGCUAAACUGGCCGAGAUGAUAUCUUUGCUAACAUGUCAAAAGAAAUCUGCAAAUACAAAAGGUGUCAGGUGCAGUAUGACAUCUGAACUAAAGGAAAUUCUUAUUAGGAUGGAUGCAAGGGUGCGUUGUCUAUAUUCUGCAUUGCCGACUAACACAAUGCUCAUAAUUUGCACUGGACAUGGAGAUACAGCAAUUGUUAGAAGACUGCGGAAACUGCUCACAGAAAAGCAAGAAACCAGGAUAUGCCGUGAGAAGAUUGUAAAGGUCUUGGAAGAACUUCAGGCCCAAGCUGAAGUAGCAUUGUGUUUUGUAGGUGUGAAGAACUGAAUAGUGAAUAUCUGCUAAAUAUAUACUUCGGCAGUAUUCUCUCUGCUAAUGCCACCAGGACUAAUUUUAGUACCAGCUUUUCACAAUUUUGGCGGAAAAUAGUCAUUCAUUGAAUGGUUAAGAAAUGUUGUAAAUUUUAAGAUGUAAACAUGUGUUAAUGCUAAUAGAAAAUUUGUGCAAUUUUCUUUUCUAAA